CUCGGCCGGGUUGGUGUGUCUUCCUUCCGGCUUGCCGAAGAAAGUUGAGGGAGGUUCAGCGGCAACUGGGCUUUUACAUAAUGGACAGCCAGGGAAGGAAAGUAGUGGUCUGUGACAAUGGGACCGGGUUUGUCAAGUGCGGCUAUGCAGGCUCCAACUUCCCCGAGCACAUCUUCCCCGCGCUGGUUGGGAGGCCCAUCAUUCGCUCGACGGCCAAAGUGGGAAACAUUGAGAUCAAGGACCUGAUGGUGGGGGACGAAGCCAGCGAGCUGCGCUCCAUGCUGGAGGUCAACUACCCCAUGGAGAACGGCAUCGUCAGGAACUGGGAUGACAUGAAGCACCUGUGGGACUACACCUUCGGCCCAGAGAAGCUCAACAUCGACUCGCGCAACUGCAAGAUCCUGCUGACCGAGCCCCCCAUGAACCCCACCAAGAACCGCGAAAAAAUCAUUGAGGUGAUGUUUGAGACCUAUCAGUUCGCAGGAGUCUACAUUGCUAUUCAGGCUGUUCUGACGCUGUAUGCUCAAGGUCUUCUGACUGGCGUGGUGGUGGACUCAGGUGACGGUGUGACACACAUCUGUCCAGUGUACGAGGGAUUCAGCCUGCCCCACCUGACGAGACGCCUGGACAUUGCAGGCAGGGACAUCACCCGCUACCUCAUCAAGUUGCUGUUGUUGAGGGGCUAUGCCUUCAACCACUCUGCAGACUUUGAGACUGUGCGCAUGAUGAAGGAGAAGCUGUGCUACGUGGGCUACAACAUCGAGCAGGAGCAGAAGCUGGCGCUGGAGACCACCGUGCUGGUGGAAUCCUACACGCUGCCAGAUGGUCGUGUGAUCAAGGUGGGAGGAGAGCGGUUUGAGGCCCCUGAGGCUUUAUUCCAGCCCCACCUCAUCAACGUGGAGGGCGUCGGAGUGGCCGAGCUCCUCUUCAACACCAUCCAGGCGGCCGACAUAGACACCAGGCCUGAGUUCUACAAACACAUCGUGUUAUCAGGAGGAUCCACCAUGUACCCGGGUCUGCCGUCUCGGCUUGAGAGGGAACUCAAGCAGCUGUACCUGGAGCGUGUGCUCAAAGGAGAUGUGGACAAGCUUUCGAAAUUUAAGAUCCGGAUCGAGGAUCCUCCCAGGCGAAAGCACAUGGUGUUCCUGGGCGGAGCCGUGCUCGCCGACAUCAUGAAGGACAAGGACAACUUCUGGCUGACCCGGGAGGAGUACCAGGAGAAGGGAGUCCGCGUGCUGGAAAAGCUCGGAGUCACCGUCAGAUAAAGCACUGAACGGACAGACCGCAGGCACGCAGACACACACACACACAAAUACACAAACACACACACACACGUACACAUGCACACAAUUUACCCCCUCGCCCCCAUCGCAGAGUAUAUAUCUAUUUAUCCCUCUUCUUCUCCUUCGGCUCUUGAUACUCCUCAAACAUCAGAGGGAAUCGAGCCGUCACCUCCGCGCUCUCCUUCUCUCUCCUCUCUGCCUCUCUUCUCUCCUGGUUUGGGAUUGGCUCACACCGUUCCUCGCAAAGUCCUGAUUCCCCCCCUGAAACCCCUUCCUUUACUUUAAGUAGGAUUAGAAGGGUUAAUGUUGCCCUGCUGGUUUAUUCUGGAGCCUGAUUUUCAUUGAGCACUGGUGGAGAAGGUUAAAACCAGUGUGGGAUUUGUUAACGCUGCCUGUUUACCUGCAGAUAGGUUUGACGUGAAUUAAAUUGGGCAGGUAUAGCCACCAGCCUCCGCGGUGAAACUUUAAGAAAGUUUAGUUUCCUUCCUUCAUUAAACGUCCGGAGGGGAUAAAUCUCUGCAGAGUUAGCGUCUUUAAUAUCACAAUCAGGGUCCACCACAAACAGCCACGGGCCGCUUUCAGCAUCUGUUCCAGGUGAGCGAGAACUGAUCACAGUUUUAUGUUGGUUUUUAUAAAUGAUAUCAUGACUUUUCUUUUCUGGGAGAGGGAUUACUAUUUCUGCUUUUUCUUUUUUCGUUGGAUGUAUGAGCUCAUUUAUAUCUUUAAAUCUUUUUUUUUUUUCUUCCAUUGACUUUUUCUUAUGUUGCUGUGCACUACUACCAUUGUAAAUGGAGUGUAUAGUGGUAACAGAAGUUCCUCCAUGUUUUUAUGAAGAAUUGAUGGGUUGAUUUAUAAAGGGACAAAUACGCAAAGUAGAGCCCCUGAGCUUGACAUCGGUAAUGUGACGGUACUUCUGGGUUUGUGGGUGGUGACACAGUGAUGGGACGUUGGAGAGGGGGAGGGGCGGCGUUAUUAUUUGUCCUUCAUCAGACAGCCUCGCCUCUGCCUCCUCUCUGGGUGUAAAUCUUCAGCUGAAUGAACGGGUGCGAGCAGUUGUAGUGAUACGAGACUGUGACCGUGCUAUAGUACCUCACCUGUCGUGUUCCUUCAGAUCCACCCAAGCACGGAGGCAGUGGCAGGCUGGCCAUGAGAUUGAUUUGAAUCUGGGCACAGAGCGCCGGAAAACUGGGAAAAUGAAACGGUAUUUUUUUUUUUUUUUGUUGUUGUUUCUUUUGAAGUUGAAAUGCUGUUGAGACCACAUUUACAUUCUCCAGUCUUUCACUCCCAACGGUCGACUUGAUGAUUACUGGAGGCACUUCUUUUUUUUGAGUAUGAUAAAUGUGUAUAAUUUCUUUUUCCGCUUUCCAUGAACGUCUAUCCAGUGCCAAGUGCAGUUAAUGUUAACUGGAUCUCUCAUGUUUUAAUGUCUUUCUUUUUGCCUCUGUUUUUGUUUUUAUUUUCCUGUGUUGUUCAUAGCAUAACUGCCUAACGCUGAUUUAAAUAAAGAAAAGUGAUUUAUAAGGA
Toxotes jaculatrix (banded archerfish) is the source of this 2807-nucleotide messenger RNA. RefSeq names its product actin-related protein 2-B. Gene Ontology annotation, molecular function: actin filament binding. Gene Ontology annotation, cellular component: Arp2/3 protein complex; actin cortical patch. Gene Ontology annotation, biological process: Arp2/3 complex-mediated actin nucleation. The transcript has 9 exons. The coding region runs from base 81 to 1265 and encodes 394 amino acids. Lineage: Eukaryota; Metazoa; Chordata; Actinopteri; Toxotidae. The record is from RefSeq and is a predicted model, not a curated record.